Phlebotomus argentipes is the source of this 1390-nucleotide messenger RNA. RefSeq names its product transcription initiation factor TFIID subunit 11-like. Bases 185 to 1372 code for a protein of 395 amino acids. The transcript has 3 exons. Lineage: Eukaryota; Metazoa; Arthropoda; Insecta; Diptera; Psychodidae. The record is from RefSeq and is a predicted model, not a curated record.
UAUUUCGUUGUGAACCAUUGAGUGAAGUGCAUCGUUUUCCAAAAUAGGAUUUACAUUCGCAAUCAGUCACAACUUCAUAAUCCCAAGUUAUCAAAUAGUGCCGACAAUAUAGGAUUAUACUAUGGAAUAUUUAGAAAAGUGAUAUGAAUUUUAAAAGUUCAACACAAAAUUGCAUAUGUAAAAUAUGUACCACAAGUUUAAUCUACUUCUCUUUUGCUUAACAAUAUAUUCUCAGUUCUCAAUCGUGGUUCACGGUGAAGAUGAAUUGCGACAUACAAUCAAAAAAAAGAAGGGUAGUCAGAAGAAGCCAGGGCAGUCGCAGCAGGUGAAAACUCCCACAGUGUGCAUAGUUCCAAUUCCUCUGCAAGCCUACCAACCAUCCUAUGUUCACUCAGGAGAUCAGUUUCAGCACUCAUACAUUGGAUCCAAUCAGGAACUGCGGAAGAAGGGAAAACCAACCAUGGCUGAAAUGAACGGAUGUGUGGUUGUGACGCCUUUGCCACCAACUAGCCACACUCUUGAUAACGCUGAUAACGCCUCUGGCCCUGGGCAGGCGCUCAAGAAGAAGAAACCCGCGAUAUUCAAACCACACAAGAUCAAGAGGAAGAAGAAGAGAAAGAAGAUUCAGGCACAAGUCAUGGCUCAACUGGAAAGUGAUCUGGGCAUGGCGUUUAAGGACCUCAUGACGAGUCUUGACUAUUUCUGGCCCAAGUUGCAGAUCACCUUCACCACGGGAACGGCAUCGAUUGGACACAACAUCUUCACCGGAAUCGUGCCACUCAUGGCAGCUGGGCUGAAGCUGAAGAAGAUCCUGUUCUUCAUGAUGGAUCCCAUGUUCAGCAGUAUGAUGUACUCUCUGGGCUAUGGAAGCAGCUAUCGUCCGAAAUUGAAGUCAUCCGAGAGUGGGAACGAAGAGGUGCAAGAUCAGGAGGCGCAGGACAACAACCAAGACGCCAGCACAUAUGCAGAUCAAUCAGAUGCGCCAGGAUAUUCAGAGGAGGGGGAUGAAGAUGAGGAAGAGGCUGAGGAUGACUCUGAAGAGCAAGACGACGAGGACGAAGAAGAUGAUGAGAAAGAGGAGUACGAGGGUGAAGAGGAGGAUUCAGAAGAGGCAUCGGACGACAGCGACGUCGUUGACACAGAACCUCUUGAUGCAAAUGACGAUGGGAACAUUGAUUAUCCUUCUAAGGACAGUGCCGAGGUCAAUUUGAGGCCCAAAAAGAAGAAAAAGAAAUCAGAUGGUUUUAUGGGUGGACUGGAAGAAAUCUGGGAUGGUAUGGUUGAAGGUUUUGACGAUUUGGCAAUGACUGAUCAGCAGUAUAGAUCGCAUAGAUCAGCGCGGAAUCUUCCAAUUCCAGAGAAGAGAGUGUAAGAUUUUUGUAAAUAAAAC